AUGAGGUUAGUACCCCGCGAACUCGACAAACUUGUCCUUCAUCAAGUCGGUUUUCUUGCCCAGAAGCGUCUCGCGCGUGGUGUGAAAUUGAACCACACCGAGGCAACCGCUCUUAUCGCUUCUCAACUAAUUGAAUUCAUGAGAGAUGGAACCAGUUCGGUGGCCGACUUAAUGGACAUGGGGAAGCAGAUGCUUGGCCGACGUCAUGUUCAGGAGGACGUAAUCGAAACGUUGAAUGAAGUUCAGGUUGAAGGCACUUUUCCAGACGGAACGUAUCUCGUAACCGUUCACAGCCCAAUCUCUUCACUCGAUGGGAAUUUGGAGCUUGCUCUCCAUGGAAGCUUCUUGCCGAUUCCCGACAAAUCGAAAUUCCCGGAGCCAUCCUCGCCGGAGUCCGCACCUGGCGCAGUUGUGGUUAGGCCGGGUAAGAUUACCUUGAGCGAAGGACGCCAACGGGUCACCGUUAAAGUAACAAACGGAGGAGACAGGCCUAUUCAGGUCGGUUCUCAUUAUCAUUUCAUCGAGACGAAUCCGGCUCUGUCCUUCGAUAGGACCUUGUCAUACGGCAAAAGACUCGAUAUUCCUGCCGGAUCCGCGGUACGAUUUGAACCUGGUGAAACCAAGACCGUUACUCUGGUCGAGAUUGGUGGCAAGAAGUACAUCUCUGGAGGAAACAACAUUGCGUGCGGUUCCGUUGAUAUCACGAAAGUCGACAGUAUCGUCGAGACUCUAAUCGCACAAGGAUUCUCACAUACUCCACAAGUCGACAAAUUCUUGGCGUGCAAUCCCUACACCAUCGACAGAGCUGUGUACGCGGACAUCUUUGGUCCCACCACCGGAGAUCGUCUGAGAUUAGGAAACACUAACUUGUGGUUGGAGAUUGAAAAAGAUUAUACUCAUUACGGCGAUGAAUGCAAAUUUGGUGGUGGAAAAGUGUUGAGAGAAGGUAUGGGACAAUCGACAUCUGUAACCGAUAAGGAAGCCUUGGACUUGGUCAUCACGAACGCUGUGAUCGUCGAUUGGAGUGGAAUCUACAAGGUUGGAGCAGACAUUGGCAUUAAGGAUGGGAAGAUCAAGGGAAUUGGUAAGGCCGGUAAUCCCGACGUAAUGGAAGGCGUGACUCCUGGCAUGGUUUGUGGAGCCACGACUGAAGUACUGGCUGGUGAAGGUCAUAUUUUCACGGCUGGUGCGAUUGACUGUCAUGUUCACUUCAUUUGCCCUCAAAUUAUUCCAGAGGCGAUUUCAUCUGGUAUCACGACCUUAAUUGGUGGUGGUACCGGUCCUAAUACCGGAACAAACGCGACAACAUGCACACCAGGAAAAACGCAUGUUGAGAUGAUGCUUUCUUCCACUGAUGAAGUACCAUUAAAUUUUGGAUUUACCGGCAAAGGAAACGCAUCCGAUCCGGCUGCCCUGGUAGAGCAAAUUGAAGCUGGUGUGAUGGGUUUGAAAUUGCACGAAGAUUGGGGCACCACUCCUGCUGCCAUCGACACCUGUCUUGGUGUUUGUGACAAAUAUGAUGUCCAAGUCAAUAUUCACACGGAUACCCUUAAUGAAUCCGGGUUCGUUGAGCACACUAUUGCCUCUUUCAAAAAACGCACGAUUCACGCUUAUCAUUCUGAAGGCGCGGGUGGAGGACACGCGCCCGACAUUAUCCGUGUAUGCGGAGAACCCAAUGUCAUUCCAUCGUCAACGAAUCCCACGCGUCCUUUCACAUCCAACACGCUUGACGAACAUGUCGACAUGUUAAUGGUGUGUCAUCACUUGGACAAAAACAUUCCCGAAGAUAUCGCAUUCGCAGAAUCUAGAAUCAGAGCCGAAACGAUCGCAGCCGAGGAUGUACUGCACGAUUUGGGCGCGAUUAGUAUCAUCAGCUCAGAUUCACAGGCCAUGGGUAGGGUCGGCGAGGUAGUACUCAGAACGUGGAAAACCGCGCACAAAAUGAAGUUACAGAGAGGACGAUUGGGUGACGAUAAAGACGCCUUCUUUGGCACCAAACCCGAGAUUAUAAUAAAAUCAGGUAUAAUCGUUUGGUCACAGAUGGGAGACGCAAAUGCAUCGAUUCCAACCACGCAACCUAUAAUCUCGAGACCAAUGUUUGGCUCAUAUGGUCUAGCCGCGGCCAAGAAUUCUUAUGCAUUUGUGAGUCAUGUUUCGAUUUCUGAAUCUAGGAUUCCAAAGUACGGACUUAAAAAGAAUGUGGAACCGGUGAAGAAUUGUAGAAACAUUGGCAAGAAAGAUAUGAAAUUGAAUGACGCCUUGCCAAAGAUAGAGGUUGACCCAGAAACUUACGUCGUCAAAGCUGACGGAGUU
Acaulospora colombiana is the source of this 2313-nucleotide messenger RNA. NCBI's taxonomy places the organism in Eukaryota, Fungi, Glomeromycota, Glomeromycetes, Diversisporales, Acaulosporaceae. The record is from the annotation of a GenBank genome assembly.